GCUGUCGCUGGCGGGGCGGGCCGGGGCGGGCCAGCCCUCCCCUCCUCGGUACCGGCGGCCUCGGCCUUAGAGAGGUUCUCACUUUGGCAGAGUACGAACCCUCCCCGCGCACUCCUGUGCGUAGGCGCCUGCCGAAAGCUGAGUAGAUGAGAUCAUUUCAUACUCUUCUUUUAGAAGAGGUGGUCAAAGGAAAUGGAUAGCUAUCCAGACUUCACUGCAAAGAACCUCUCAUAUUCAGCAAAUAUGUCUAUUUCUUUGCCUGGACAAGCUGGACUCAAUACCACCAGUGGUACUCCUUCUAUGUCAAUAAGCAGGCUUUUCCCAGCCCUGUUGGAAUGCUUUGGAAUAAUUCUUUGUGGCUACAUAGCUGGAAGAGCCAACAUUAUCACAUCAACUCAGGCCAAAGGACUGGGAAAUUUUGUGUCCCGCUUUGCACUCCCAGCAUUACUGUUCAAAAACAUGGUGGUACUUAACUUUUCUAAUGUGAACUGGUCCUUCCUGUACAGUGUUUUAGUUGCCAAAGCUGCUGUGUUUUUUUUAGUCUGCAUUUUAACAUUGUUGGUAGCCAAUCCUGAAAAUCGAUUUAGCAAAGCAGGUUUGUUCCCUAUUUUUGCUACACAAAGCAAUGACUUUGCACUGGGAUAUCCAAUAGUUGAAGCUUUAUAUCAAACCACUUACCCCGAGUAUCUCCAGUACAUUUACCUAGUGGCUCCAAUAUCUCUUAUGAUGCUAAACCCCCUGGGGUUUAUCUUCUGUGAAAUCCAGAAGUGGAGGGAUAAUCGCACUGUGCCACACAGCAAAAUCAAAAUAGUGGGCCUAGCACUCCUUCGAGUUUUGCAGAACCCAAUUGUAUUCAUGGUCUUCAUAGGAAUUGCCUCAAACUUUAUUCUUGGCCAGAAAAUUCCCGAAUACCUUGAAAACUUCCUCGAUGGACUGGGCAGUUCUUUUUCUGGCUCUGCACUUUUUUACCUUGGACUAACUAUGGUGGGACAAACAAAAAAACUGACAAAGGGUAUGUUUGUUGCACUGAUCCUUCUCAUCACAGCUAAACUACUUAUGAUGCCAUUUCUCUGUAGAGAAAUGGUGGAACUCUUGGACAGGAGUGACAGCGUGGUCAACCACACCAGUUUAUCAAACUAUGCAUUUCUUUAUGGAGUUUUUCCAGCAGCACCUGGUGUCGCGAUAUUUGCAAGUCAAUUUAAUAUGGAAGUGGGAAUUAUUACCUCAGGCAUGGUGAUAAGCACUUUUGUGUCUGCACCCAUUAUGUAUGUGUCUGCUUGGCUGUUGACCAUUCCAUCUAUGGACCCCAACCCACUGGCAUCUGCACUCCAAAACGUUAGCUUUGACAUCAGUAUCGUCAGCCUCAUUUCUCUGACCUGGUCUCUUAUUGUUGUUCUUCUGAGUAAGAAAUACAAACAGCUUCCUCAUAUGAUUACAACAAAUCUACUUGUUGCUCAGUUUAUUGCUUGCAUUGGAAUGGUGGUAUGGAAUUUCGUUGUUAAAGAGAAAGACAUCACCAUGCAGAUCCUAGUUUUUAUAUUUCUCUACAGCUCACUUUACAGCACCUACCUAUGGACAGGUUUUCUAUCUUUCUCUUUGUUUCUAUUGAAGAAGAGAGAAACAGUAAAGAUUCCCAUUGGAUUUAUCAUCAUAGCUGGAUGGGGAAUCCCAACAGUUCUGGUGGGAGUCUUACUAAUUGUUGGUGAACGUAACAACACUAGUAUUGACUCUGCCUUUUUCUAUGGAAAAUACCAGAUAAUUACCACAGCAGUGAUCCUGUUCAUCAGUAUAUUGAUGUCAGGCAUUUCACUUAUGUGCAUGAACAGAAAUAGGCAGGAGUCAAACUAUGAGGUGUUGAACCCAUAUUCACCACGAAGCCAAGUGGAGGAGGUUGAAGUGGGAGGGAGUGAGCAGAAACACAUUUCAGCCUCUGUGCCUCAGCCUUCUCCAGGGUCUUCUGCACAGCCUUCUCCAGGGUCUUCUGCACAGCCUUCUCCAGGGUCUUCUGCACAGCCUUCUCCAGGGUCUUCUGCACAGACAUCAGCAGAAAGGGUAGGUUGCUGUUCUUGUCAAACAACAAAUGGUGAAUUAUCCUGUGCUAAAGAGAGCAAAGCGGUGUCAAAUGCUGUUGAAUGCAAGGUUCCUCCAAUAGAGACAGUGGAUCAGUGUGUGAGUCAUUGCAGUGCUCAAACGUGUGUAUUGGCUCAGGAAGAACAGCUGCUACAGACUGGAGACAAACAGCUGGCCAGACAUGUGCUGCUGUGCUUACUUCUUGUUGUUGGCCUGUUUGCUAAUCUCUCCAGUUGUUUGUGGUGGCUGUUCAACCAAGAGCCCGGGAGGCUGUAUGUGGAAUUGCAGUUCUUCUGUGCUGUGUUUAAUUUUGGUCAGGGCUUCAUUUGCUUCGGUAUUUUUGGCUUAGAUAAGCAUUUAAUUAUUCUACCGUGCAAGCGAAGGCUUGCAUUUUUCUGGGGUGGAAGAGAAGCAGCAGGGCAUACAGACCCCUCUGUACCUGAGGAAAUCAGGAUGACCUGUCAACAGUUUGUUCGUUAUCACAGAGAUCACUGUGUCAAAAGCAUUGUCAGAGGCAGAAGGUGUGGUGCAAAGAUCUCCACUGGCAUCUUCUUUGGCUGUGACCUGGUGAACUGGCUCAUUCAAGUUGGCCUUGCCUCCGACCGUGGCGAAGCUGUGAUGUACGGGGACAGACUGAUGAAAGGAGGUGUCGUCCAGCACAUUACAAAUGAAUUUGAAUUUCGGGAUGAAUACUUGUAUUACCGCUUUAUUCCGAAGAGAUCAGUUGCAGUUGAGAGCCAUUGACCUGAGCAUGUAGGCAAGGGACAGGUAGUUAGGGGUAGAUGUGACCAACCUCUGCCUUCACCACUGGAACUGGAAGUAUUUCUUUCUCAGGGCUCUCAGGGAACUGUGCUAUUCUCUCUUGUAAGAUUGAGAGAUGUGGAUCUAUUUGUGUCUAUUUUGAAGGAAAUGGUAGCAAGUGAUACUUAGUGAGCAUUCCAACCAGAAUGCAACUAAACGAAACCAGAUGCUCUGGAUUUAGAGCAUUUUUUCCAUUCUGAGCAAAACAGAUAGUAAAAUUAUAUGUGUCACUGUUGUAUUUUAUAGGCAUUAUAACAGCAGCUUUAGUGACUGAUGCCACAAUGAGGAAGAAAAACCCCAUAAAAGGUAUUUUUCAUGUUGCUGAAUGUUUUCCAUAUUUUAGUGUGAUGAAAUAUCGAUGCCUGUUUACAGUCAGGCUUCCCCCUGACUUCAUAGAAGUAGGAUUUCUUCAAUCAUACCCCAGUUUUGACUAUUCUGCUCUUGUCUAACACCAGGAACUUUUUCUAGCUCUUUACACCUCAGAUCAGGUGGGUUUUUUUCUCCCUUAAAGAUAAAAUCCUCCAUUUAUAAAAGUGGAAUUGUUCUGACAAUGUUCCCAAUGUCAGAGGAUUAAAGCUGAGGAAAUACCAAGUGGAAUAAAUAAUGGUUUUGUACAAACCUACCAAAUCUCAAAACCAUAAAAACAUGCAGCACUCUUCCAAAUUAGGAAAUUACAUCAUAGAAUAAACAAUUUGUUCUGAAAUUUUGCCUUAUGUUGGUAGUAACAGCUUUGUCAAGAGUAGGUUUUUACAUUCUGAAAUUAGCCUUUACAGUUUAAUUCAGAAGCGCCAGCCUCAAAUAAGGAUUUUAUGGAAGCCUUGGAGACAUGUGUGAGUCAAGACAAAAUUGUUUUUCAAAUCAUGGAACUUUUAAAAUUAAAUACAAUGAUUUUUUAAAAUCUAUUAUAUAAAGAAUCCUAACUGAACAUCCAAAUUGGGGUUUAGAGUAGCUAAAGAUCCUAAAUUUUAGUUGGUUGCCUAACACAGGUUUCUAAUAGACCUCAGGUAUCCUCCUACAAUAUCUAAAUAAUUACUUUAGUGUCACUUAGAUUCCUGUGCACUGAAAGCAGAAUCUGAGAACCUAUGUGUCUUCUGCAGUAUUUUAAAAAGGUUAAAGACCAAGUGUUAUAUCUGAUAACCAUUGUGCUGCCCUUUUAAAACUGCAAGAACAGCAUUUAUAUGUCUAUACAAAAACUUUAUAUAGUGAGGGAAAGGAAUCCAGGUAUUAAAAAAAAAAAAUUUGCUCAAGCAUAUGAAUAACUUCUCUCAUCCUUGUUUUUAAAAGUCUUUCCCUUCUUUUUUUUUCCCUUUUUUUUAGUACACAGGUUUUUAUUCUACCUAAUUUUGCAUCCACUUUGUAUUAAGAAUUAAAAAUUAUUUUAGCAGCAUAAGCUCCUGUUCAAGUAGCAGUUGUUUUAUGGUUGCUAUAACUCCAUGCAGGACUUACAUUGAAAAAAUAAUUCCUUUUACUGUCAUUCUUAUUGCACUUUUGCAGUGUGCACAGAAACAUAACUGCAUUCUACUGUGUAUGUAUGCUAUGGAAACUGACAUAUUUUAAUGUUUUCCAGCAACAAAAUAAUUGACAUUUGUAUCAGGCUGUGUCCACAAAGGAAAACAGUAGUGUAUUUCCAUAAUAACUGCUGAAGACAACUGCAUCAAAUAUUUUGGAAUAAUUAGAUAUAUGUGACUAAAGAGCAGAAGCUGUGAGUAUGCCUGGCUUCUAAAUACUGUAAUUUGUCAAUAAAUCUAUUACUUGAUUUCA
Chiroxiphia lanceolata (lance-tailed manakin) is the source of this 4632-nucleotide messenger RNA. RefSeq names its product G protein-coupled receptor 155 (gene GPR155). Bases 193 to 2814 code for a protein of 873 amino acids. The transcript is spliced from 16 exons. The record is from RefSeq and is a predicted model, not a curated record. Gene Ontology annotation, biological process: transmembrane transport; intracellular signal transduction. Gene Ontology annotation, cellular component: membrane. Lineage: Eukaryota; Metazoa; Chordata; Aves; Passeriformes; Pipridae.